CUGUUCCAUCUUUAGGCCAAGUACGAUUGAAUACAGCUUUCAAGAUUUGUCUGUGCAGUUAGCACCGGACAGAUUAUUAAAACCUCUAAUUUGAUCAAGAACAGCGAAAGAGUGCAUAAAUUCUAACAACGUACGCUGGUCGCCAUAUCCACACAAGUAGAAAAAUCGAUACUCGAUAAUAAUCAACACAUCCUAUUUCACCGUGAUCGGGGCGGCAAGUUCUAUCUAAUUUAUAGUAGCUUGGAAAGCGGACGUACGCAGUGUUCGUCGUCGCUCCACCCAAUGAUGAGCACCUUGAAGAUUUCUCUUUCUUUUGGCUGUAUAUAAAGGCCUUGCGAUGCAUUCUGCAAUUACAAGUGAGCAACGUCGCAGCGAAUUAGCAAGCCCAAAAUGAAGGUCUUUUUCUCCUUCCUUCUCCUUAUUACUGCCCUUAGCGCCACCUCCCGAGCCGGGAACAUAGCCGUUUACUGGGGUCAAUCGGACGACGAAGGAUCCCUCGCCGAUGCCUGUGCCACCGGAAACUAUGCCUUCGCCAUCGUAUCCUUCCUCUGCGUCUUCGGAAACGGCCAGACUCCUGAGCUCAACCUCGCCGGUCACUGUGAUCCCGCCUCCGGUGGCUGCACCGGCAUAACGGAUGACAUCAAUGCUUGCCAAUCACAGGGCGUGCAGGUCCUCCUCUCCAUCGGCGGAGGCGCUGGAUCCUACAUCCUCACCUCCGACGACGACGCACGCCAGGUGGCCGACUAUAUCUGGAACAACUACUUAGGCGGAGAGUCCUCGUCAAGACCCCUCGGCGACGCGGUGCUCGACGGAGUGGACUUCGACAUUGAGGGAGGAAGCCCAGACCACUACGACGAUCUCGCAAACUACCUCUCUUCCUACAGCAACCAAGGGAAGAAGGUAUACCUGACGGCGGCGCCACAAUGCCCUUAUCCCGACGCUUGGGUUGGCAGAGCACUCGACACCGGCCUCUUCGAUUACAUUUGGGUUCAGUUCUACAACAACCCGCCGUGCCAGUUUUCGGAUGGAGAGCCGAGCAACCUCCAGGACGCUUGGAACCAAUGGACGACGGGGAUAAAGGCGAACCAAUUCUUCUUGGGUCUGCCGGCGGCGCCGGACGCGGCCGGGAGCGGGUUCAUCCCGACUGAUGAGCUGACUUCUCAGGUGCUUCCCGGCCUGAAAGGGUCGAGUAAUUACGGAGGAGUGAUGCUGUGGUCAAGGUACUAUGAUAUCCAGACGGGGUAUAGUCAAGCCAUUCGAUCUUCUGUUUGAAAAAUGUCUACUUUACUGAAAGUGUUUGUGUGGGCGUUUUGUUUUGU
Molecule: messenger RNA, 1319 nt
Organism: Dendrobium catenatum
Lineage: Eukaryota; Viridiplantae; Streptophyta; Magnoliopsida; Asparagales; Orchidaceae
Product: acidic endochitinase-like
Exons: 1
Coding region: 391-1272 (293 amino acids)
Biological process (GO): carbohydrate metabolic process
Cellular component (GO): extracellular region
Molecular function (GO): chitinase activity
Source: RefSeq, a predicted model, not a curated record